Molecule: messenger RNA, 548 nt
Organism: Staurois parvus
Lineage: Eukaryota; Metazoa; Chordata; Amphibia; Anura; Ranidae
Source: the annotation of a GenBank genome assembly
CCUGUACUAUGUCUUGCAGUCUCUGGUCAUCUCCUGUACUAUGUCCGCAGUCUCUGGUCAUCUCCUGUACUGUGUCAGCAGUCUCUGGUCAUCUCCUUGACUGUGUUAGCAAUCUCUAGUCAUCUCCUGUAUUGCGUCUGCAGUUUCUGGUCAUCUCCUGUAGUAUGUCUGCAGUCUCUGGUCAUCUCCCUGUACUGUGUCAGCAGUCUCUAGUCAUCUCCUGUAUUGUGUCCUGCAGUCUCUGGUCAUCUCCUGUAGUAUGUCUGCAGUCUCUGGUCAUCUCCUGUACUAUGUCUGCAGUCUCUGGUCAUCUCCUGUACUAUGUCUGCAGUCUCUGGUCAUCUCCUGUAGUACAUCCACAGUCUCUGGUCAUCUCCUGUAGUAAGUCUGCAGUCUCUGGUCAUCUCCUGUAUAUGUCUGCAGUCUCUGGUCAUCUCCUGUACUAUGUCCACAGUCUCUUGUCAUCUCCUGGAGUAUGUCCGCAGUCUCUGGUCAUCUCCUGUACUAUGUCCACAGUCUCUGGUCAUCUCCUGGAGUAUGUACGCAGU